UUCGUUGGGCUAGUGUGACGUCACCGUUAUCCGUGGCUCGUCGUCUGUUCGUCAAGGAACGUCAACAACGGACCGUUUUGUUUUGGUCUAGAAUCAGAAGCUGUGUGCGAAUUUGCUGUCAUAAUUCAAAAGUCUAAUCUCUCGAUCUUUUGAUUAGAGCCACAGUAACCUCAAGGACCAGAAGAACAUUUACUUUUCUCGGCAUUUACAACUUGCCCUUCAUUACAAUGCUGACCAUUUACGUCGAAAGAGCUCUGUCUCCUGCUUUCAAAAAUCCAACAUACGUCCAUGGUGGUGCUAGCUUGAGCGGCUUGUUUAGUUGGGCUCAGGAAAGUCUCCCCUUCUCUGAAGGCGAAAUUUACUUCAUCCACAAUGGCAAGAGAAUACAAGAUGAUGCCCACAUAUCAGAUGGUGUUGUCAGGGUUGUUCCUCGGCUACUGGGUGGGAAAGGUGGUUUUGGUUCCAUGUUGCGAGCCAUUGGUGCCCAGAUUGAAAAAACAACCAACCGGGAGGCUUGUCGCGAUUUGAGUGGUCGUAGGUUGCGAGAUAUAAAUGAAGAAAAACGAUUGAAAAACUGGAUAAGCAAAAAGGCAGAUCGUGAACGUGAAGCUCUGGAACGUAAACAAAAGAAGUUGGACAAACUGCGCUCAGAGCCCAAAAUUGAAUUUUCUGACAAGAAAUAUGAAGAAGAAAGAUCUAAACUAACCGAUGUUGUUCAUGACGCUGUGGAAAAAGGCUUCCAGGCAUCUACCUCUAAUCCCAGCAGUAGUGGUGCAGUGAAGAAACCCACCACAAGGAAGGGAUUUAUGUUUGAAGAGGAGGAGUUUAGUGAUGAUUCAGUGGACAGCUCAGAUGAUCAAUCAGAAACAGAAGAAAAUUCACUGAAGAGAAAAGCACCAUCAGACUCUGAUGAGCCUAGUCCUGCCAAGAAACACCUUGCUACAGAAGAGGAGUCCUCAGAUUCUUCCAGCGAUUCUAGUGAAAAGCCUGAGCUUGUCAGCAAGACUUCUUCUGUCAGUAGCUAGUUAAGUCUUUAAAAAUUAAAUAUUAGGGUUUGCCAGAUUUUUGUACAUCAGACAAGAUUGUUGCAAAGUAGUGGUAGUUUGUUUUGGAUGAAAUGUAAAAUAAAUAAGAAUUAAAAGUAAACCCUUUAUUAAGUAUAAAAAA
Messenger RNA from Thrips palmi, 1167 nucleotides. Its product is annotated as replication stress response regulator SDE2. Gene Ontology annotation, cellular component: nucleus. The coding region runs from base 228 to 1025 and encodes 265 amino acids. Lineage: Eukaryota; Metazoa; Arthropoda; Insecta; Thysanoptera; Thripidae. The record is from RefSeq and is a predicted model, not a curated record. The transcript is spliced from 2 exons.